AUUGAACUUAUAAUGUGGCUGAAACUUUUUUUUUCACUGUGGCUGGUUCAAUGCAUUCUGGCCGUUCCAGCACCGGAAACGGACAAAACAUGGAUUGUGGAAAAGGCAUGCAGUGAUGUUACAACGAACACUUUAUUAAAAAACCAUGAUGAUCCAACCUGCAGAAGCUAUAUUUAUUGUUAUGUAGCCAAUGAAUCGGCUACUCCCUUGAUAAAGAAUUGCAAAGCAGACGAAUAUUUUGAUUCGACUUUAAAACUGUGCAGUUCCAAAGUUCCAAAUGAAUGUUCUGGAGAGCCAACGGAGCCAACAGAGUCACCAGUGAAUAAGACAACCAUUAAAACCAGCGACAGCUGCCAAGAUGUUACGAAGUCAACCUUAAUGCAAAACAAAAAUGAUUCCACCUGUAGAAGCUAUAUUUAUUGUUAUGUAUCCAAUGGAUCAGUUACUGCUUUGAUUAGGAAUUGCCUGACUAACCAAUAUUUUGAUUCGGCUUUAAAGGUCUGCAGUCUCACCAAACCUGAUGAUUGCAGCUAAGAUUAUAAUAAAAAUCAAAUAAAAAUACUUAUUCCCAUUAAUUGAUGCCAAUUAAAGAGCAGUAAUCAUUGAUAACUAAUAUGUAUUAGUUUCAGUUUAAAUAACGAACUAGUUCAUCAAAAUAUUUUAAAAUUUAAAAAAAUACCU
This is a messenger RNA of Drosophila rhopaloa, 681 nucleotides long. RefSeq lists its product as uncharacterized. The transcript is spliced from 4 exons. Lineage: Eukaryota; Metazoa; Arthropoda; Insecta; Diptera; Drosophilidae. The record is from RefSeq and is a predicted model, not a curated record. Bases 13 to 534 code for a protein of 173 amino acids. Gene Ontology annotation, cellular component: extracellular region. Gene Ontology annotation, molecular function: chitin binding.